This is a messenger RNA of Pelobates cultripes (western spadefoot toad), 21260 nucleotides long. The record is from the annotation of a GenBank genome assembly. Lineage: Eukaryota; Metazoa; Chordata; Amphibia; Anura; Pelobatidae.
AUGGAAAACUCAACUUCUAUGGAUAACGAAACUGAGUAUCUACAAUGGAACUCAAACGAAAGCGUAACACAAGCAACAACAAGAAUGGAUGAUAGUAGUUCUCCUGGAGAUGUCUGGACGGAUCUCAACAGCAUCACCUUAAUGUUGCAGGGGUCCAUGUCCCAGCAACUUGCCACCCCUGCUCCUUUCUGGGACACCCCGCUGAACCAUGGUCUUAGUGUUUUUGUUGGGGUGGCUCUGUGUGUCACCAUGCUCGGUCUAGGCUGCACGGUGGAAGUCUCCCAGAUAGGGGAGCAGCUAAGGAGACCUAUUGGGGUUCUUCUGGCAGCUAUCAGCCAGUUUGUCCUAAUGCCAAUGGUGGCUUUCCUCUUGGCUUUGAUCUUCUCUCUGAAUGAAGUGGCAGCAGUUGCUGUGCUGCUGUGUGGCUGCUGUCCUGGAGGAAACCUUUCCAAUAUCAUGUCGCUUCUGGUGAAUGGCGAUAUGAACCUCAGGUACCAUACCACCAACUCUUGAUAAAUGUUCAAAUUCUUGCUUUUGCCAACAUAAUUAUCCUAGUAAUGACUUGACAAAUAAUGCUAUAUGUAUUAAAGUCAACCUUACAAUACAUAAACUUUAAAGUAGUAAGGAACACUGCAAGGUAAAAGUAACAUAAAUGAUGUUAGUGUGUCAAAGGAAUGAGUUAAAUAGAAUAUUUGUAACAUUUAUACAGCUUUAUGUCAUAUGCAGUGACUAUACUAUAUGGAUAGAUUAAUAACGGUCUAUUUUCACCUCAGUAUCUCUUACAUGUGUGACACACACACACUCUCUCUCUCUCUCUCUCUCUCUCUCUCUCUCUCUCUCUCUCUCACAUGCACUGCAGAUUUUUAUGAUCCAAAAAAAAUAAAAAAUAAAAAAAAAAUAAAAAGCUGAAUCUGAGAAUUGUUUCCACAUUGUAAAUGUGCAACAGCUUACUUUGCCAAGGAAAGAAAUAUUAACAUUUCUCCUGCCCUUUGUCACACUACAAUGGGAUAUUCGGUUUUAUUAAAUGUAUUAUGUUUAUUCCACAAAACACUAAGGUGCCCAGUUUUUAAAAUAAAAUCCAGAGUAUUUUGAUAUAAAAAUUAAACUGGCCGAAUAUAAUAACAACAUAAAAACAUUUUAAAAAAUUAGUUUUAAUUAAAUGUUUAGAUAUUUCACAAGUUCCAGUAAUGGAGUUUAUCUAAAGGACAUAUUUAUAAUGAUAGGGACGGUGUGCAAUGCCAUUUCAAAUCACUUUUAAAGAUAUAUAUUCUUCUUAAGCCUCGACCAGGGACUUGCGGCAAACAUUAUUCAUGAACAGAGGACACAGUCAGAGAAUUGACUUUCUUAAAAUAGGGAUAUUUAGUCAUUCUAUGCAAAACACAACAAUUAAUCUGACAAGAUCACAUUUUUCACUUUUCUUUUACUUUAUAUUAUCUCCAAUAACACAUACACACACAGGAAAGUCAAGGCAAGCAAUACCAUUUCAGAAAGUGGGAACUAAUACAAUUAUAUAUAUAUAUAUAUUAUAAUCCACACCUCAGUGUGAUAAACCUUUGUCAAUAUCAUGAACAUUUGGAUGGAUGUUCUAACCCUUUUUACCCCCCUCUUUUGUUUUUUGUUACCCCCUCACAAUAAAAACAAUGUGAACACAAUACUAGAUGCAUUGAAAUAUCAAGUGGACUUCUCCAAAAUAUUGGACAGAGAAACAUUCUCUAUAAUAAAUGUAUUUUUUGUAGCCAUCUGUAGCACCCAUCCUAUGACAGUUGCGCUAAAACAGACUAGUCUUAGUGUCUAUACCAUUUUAUUAAGGUUGUUUAUACGGAAGAAGGCUAUAAUCACACUGUUUUACAUAUUUUCUCAAAAAAAAUACCUCUCAGUGAUAGGAAAGGAUAGGGCACUCACAAUCACACCCACGAACAGGCAAUCAGUUGUUGUACUUCCACAGAAAUGAACUAGGAGUCCAAUGAGUCUUUUGGCUGAGCAUCAUGACAGUUGCAGUCCAUUACUGUAGUAGUGCCAGAGAUCGCCUAGAUAAAACAUAGUAAAAAACACAAGUUAGAUGAAAGGUAUAAACACAGUCAGUUCAUUCUUCAUAGACUGAACAAACAAAACACUCUGUAGACACAGAAAUGGAAAAUACAGAUUAUUCCAUGCGUUGUGCUCUGUCAAGCUGCUACUGGAUGUGUUUUGUGUAUGUGUAGGUAAUAAACUACAUUAUGUCAGUGUGUCAACAGUCCUCUCUCUGCAAAGUGUACUAAGUAGGAACUGGCAAUGAAGGAUAACUGACACAGUUCAGGUACAUACCAGAUCUGUACAUAUUUACUAGAAAUAGAGCCAUAUCCAAACGUGGCUCUAUAUAUUAUAUUAAACAAAUAUCCAUUGACAUACAACUAGGUCACACAUCUUUCAUAUAAAUGCCAAAAGAAAUCUCAUGUUAAUACUAUUAAUCUUUAUAAGGCACCAACAAAUUCUGCCGCUUAAUAUAGAUCUGCAGCAGAUGAAUAUUCUUCAUCCUGGAUCAGCUGCCUUAUUAAGACACCAAAAUAAAUGUUGAUUUUAUAAUUACGUAAAAAACCGUUCAGACCCCUGACCAUUUUUAUCAUACCGAUGAGUAACAAAAGGUACGUUGUGAAUUAUUAUUCUGUACAAUAGUUUAUAUUUAAUUUCUUGAAGCUCAAAAUCAAAUAUUCUGAGACAGAAUUUAAUUUAUAAUUAAUUGAACCCCCACCCUUAAAGCAUAUCACUUGUACAAGUAUUCAUCCCCUGUGCUAUGGGAGUCCCCGGUUUACACAGAUUAAAUAAAUUACUCUAACAAGAACACAACGGAUAUCAACCUGCAUCCCAUUAGAUCAGCUAAAAUUCAGAAUAAAAACUGUUACUGCCUAGGAAACUGGAGAAUGUACUGCAGAGAUAAAACAAUCUAGAUUUGGAAAUAGGUACAGGCGAUAUGCCAUGAUUUGGAUAUUGCAGUGAUCACAUUACGUGUACACGGAGAUAAUAGGCAAGUUGCCCAUAAACAGAGAGCUGCAAAUAAGGAUAGAAAUUCAACAGAAAAUAUGAGGAAACAGGGAAGCAUGGGGGAUGUUCAUGAAUCUUUAGAACAGUCUUUUUUUUUUGGGGGGGGGGGAUAGCAUAUUUAAAACUAUGCAUAUUAUACAACUAAUAAUUCAGAUUUAUACAAACUGAGCCUGACUAAUUACUUUGUUUUAUUCUCAAAUGUAUCCAUCUUCCAAUAUUAAGGUUAAGCUAUGAUUAAAGACCAACAGUGCCAGGUAUUCUACAUCAUGUCCCAACCACACCUUAUGGCAAGUCGCCCCUUUCAAAGAGAAGAGAUGUAAAGGGUUGUUUGUUUUUUUUUUUUGCUUUCCACUGCAAUAUCCACAGGUUCACUUCUAACAUUGGAGCAGGUGUCUGGCUACUUAUAACCAGAUUCUGUGCUGAGAACAUAAAGGAUAUUUAAAUGUUCACUAUAGGGUCAGGAACACAAACAUGCAUUCCUGACCCUAUAGUGUUAAAACCACCAUCUAGCCCCCAUGCCUCCAUAAAUAUAGCAAAAUCUUACUGUAUUCAAGACUGAAGCUGUAACUCUGCAUGCUGUUUGUCUCAGAAAAACAAGCAGUCUGCUGACAUCAUCAGAAGUGGUGGCCUGAUCCAAUCACAAUGCUAUUCCAUAGGAUUGGCUGAGACUGACAAAGAGGCAGAUCAGGGGCAGCAUGAUUCAAACACAGCCCUGGCCAAUAAGCAUCUCCUCAUAGAGAUGAAUUGAAUCAAUGAAUCUCUAUGAGGAAAGUUCAGUGUCUGCAUGCAGAAGGAGGAGUUACUGAAUGUUUAGAUGCAUGUUAGGCAGCCAUGACCCAGGAAGUAUCUCUAACAGCAAUCUUUAAAGGACCACUAUAGGCCCCCAGACCACUUCAGCUUAAUGAAGUGGUCUGGGUGCCUGGUCCAGAUAGGGUUAAACCUUUUAUUUUAUUUUUAUAAACAUAGCAGUUUCAGAGAAACGGCUAUGUUUAUAAAUAGGUUAAUCCAGCCUCUAGUGGCUGUCUCAUUGACAGCCGCUAGAGGCGUUUGCGUGCUUCUCACUGUGAAAAAUCACAGUGAGAAGAUGCAAGCGUCCAUAGGAAAGCAUUAUGAAUGCUUUCCUAUGAGACUGGUUGAAUGCGCGUGCAGCUCCUGCCGCGCAUGCGCAUUCAGCCAAAGAGGAUGAGAGGAGGCGGAGAGGAGGAGGAGAGCUCCCUGCCCGGCGCUGGAGAAAGAGGUAAGUGUAACCCCUUCCUCUCCCCAGAGCCUGGCGGGAGGGGAUCCCUGAGGGUGGGGGCACCCUCAGGGUACUAUAGUGCCAGGAAACAGGUAUGUUUUCCUGACACUAUAGUGGUCCUUUAAUAGUGGCCAGUGAAGUUAUCACUAGGCUGUAAUGUGAACACUGCAUUUUCUCUGAAAAGACAGUGUUUACAGCAAAAAGCCUGAAGGGAAUGAUUCUACUUACCAGAAUAAAUUCAAUAAGCUGUAGUUGUUCUGGUGACUAUAGUGUCCUUUUAAUGCAUUCAGUGCUGGAAUCUGUAUCAUAUCUUGAUAUGUUUGUUAUGGUGCCAGGAGGCAGUGGAUGCCGAUUGAUGAGAACUGGAGAAUUCCCCAGCAUCCAAACCCAUUGCUUCUACUGCAGAGUUCAAGUUUAAAAUUUUUUUUUAUAUAUAUAUAUAUAUAUAUAUAUAUAUAUAUAUAUAUAUAUAUAUAUAUAUAUAUAUAUAUAUAUAUAUAUAUAUAUAUAUAUAAAAAAAACAUUAUUACACCUCUGGUUCCACCUUCUUCCCAUCCAGCGGCUGCACUACAGAGUGCCACACCACAAGGGCACCAUUACUAAGGUCUGCACCCACUGGAGGAGCAAACCUCACGCUGCCAGGUCUAACACAAGGCAGUCUUGCCUCUUGCUGGCAGCAGGGCUAAAAGACCGGCUCCUGCUCAGUGGUCCCAGAGCCAGAUUAAGGUUCACAGAUUGGGGCUCCCUCCUUGAGCCCUGGACUCUGAUUCUGUGAGUGGUGUUUAAGAGUAUGUGUAGUGACUGUGUGCUAUGAGAAGGCAGAGAGCUGUAUGGUGGGGGGGAUGUGCCUGAUCAUUCCUGUGUCUCUGUGUUAGUGUGCAUGUGUAUGUCAGGGAGCAUAUGUGUUUUGGGUAUGGGGGGGCUUCUUGUGGUUUUUGUGUGUUGUGUUCAUAGUCACGCUGUGUUUCAUAUGUUUGAGGGGACUGUGUAUGAUGACUAUUUUCAGGGGGAGACCGUGAUAAAAUGAGUAGGAGAGCAGAAAGUAAGCAGGGUGAGUGGGUAUAAGUGGGACAUGAGGACAGGCUAGGGUGUGACAGGAUUUGGGCGGUUGGUGACAGGUUUGGGGGGGAAGAGUGUGACAGAGAAAGGGGGUGAGUAAGAGUGAUGGACGGUGAGUAUGAAUGGAUUUAGCGGUGAGUAUAACAGGGUUAGUCUGGCAGGUUGAAAGGGAUGGUGCGUGUGACAAUGUUGGAGGGUGAUUGUGAUAGAGUGAAGGUGAGGGGUGGUGAGUGAAUUUAUGACAAUGUCUGAGGGUUAGGUGUGUGUGGGGAGUGAGUGACAUUCUGUAGGGAGGUUAUAUUAACCCCUUAAGGACCAAACUUCUGGAAUAAAAGGGAAUCAUGGCAUGGUCAUGUGUCCUUAAGGGGUUAAACACAGCCACCCACAUUGCAAUGUCUGUUUUUUGUUUUUUUUAAUAGAACAUUUGCGCCCCCCACACCUCCCUCCCCUCCGUUUACCUCCAAGGCAGGAAGGAUGCAAAAAUAAAUUUGGGCUUCCAGUGCAGCCACAGGCUUUUUGGUCUGGCACUUUGUGAGGUCGUACAUAGGUUGGAAAUCUCAGCACCUGCACUUCAUCUCCUUUACAGAGUGCAAGAACCACAGACCACCAGUUUGUCAUUUUUAAAGGGCUGUUCAGGGAGACACUCUCAGCCAAUCACAGCCACCCGUUGCUUGUCAGGCUAACACUUCCUCAUUACCCCAAACUUAACAGAGGGAAUGGACUGCUGAGUACUUUCAUUUAGCAUGAACGCUGAAUGGAAGGAUGGUCCCGGGGGACUCCAGACACUAUUACCACUUCAAUGAGAUGAAAAAGUUAUAGUGCCUACAGUGUCCUUUCAAGACCACUGCAAUUGAUAACAGAUUUGCAAACAAACAAAAGUAAUGAGUGGAACUAAUAAGCGGAAGACUUAAUGGGCUAAAUCAGGCUUGCAACCACAUGGUUGAAAAUACUUGAUGCUUUUAAAUGGAGGGCAAUAAUGUUCACCAAGAUUCUCCGAGUUACAUUUAUCUGUCUUUUUUUACCCUUAUCUGCAUGAUAAUAAAAACUAGUUAUCAAAAUUUAAAUCAUGUAGGUACAAAAACUCGUCAUGCUGGUGCCACUGAGGCCCCAAAGUAACAUAUCAACCCUAGAAGCAUGCUGUAACUGCAAUUAUUACAUGUUAAUUACACUUACUGCAAAAAAAACCAAAAAAAAAAAAACCACAAGUGUAGCAUACUGUGAAACAGUGAUGUCCAUUACUGGCUGCUUGUAAAGUAAGACUUCAUUACCAAGUAAUUGUAAAGUAAUGGUUCACUAACAUUUUACGAGUCACUAUGAGUCAGUAAUUAACUAGAUUAUUGGCCAGGAGUUCCUUUUUUAUUAAAUCUCCAAUUUCUCCCCGAAAUCUUAAAAGUGGUUCUUUCAUCAGAACAUAGUCUAUGCAAAAUAAUCUGGUACUAUUUGCAAUAUUGUUAUUGAAUUUUUAAGAGAGUGUAUUAGAGAGAUGCAUCAUGACACAUUCUUGAAUGAUCACAGUAGAGUACAUAUGUUUAUGUUAAUCAAUGAUAAUCUGUUCAGCAGGUUUUUUUUUUUUUUUAAAUAGAUAAAAAAUAUUUCCAGCUUUGUUUAAGGGCACAAAGCAUGUUCACAGAGUUCAGAAAAUCAUUAACUGGUUUCUGCAGUGUGGGAACUUUAGAUUUCUAUUUUGAAAGGCUUAUCUAAAAAAUAAUAUAUAAAGACCAUAGUCAUCUUUUAUAUACAGAUUGUGACUUCUUUCCUGUACCUAAUUACCUUUCAUAUCAUCUGUCCCCUAAUGCCACCUGUCAGACUGGCCUAGGAAAACCAUUAAAAUACUAUAUAAAGUGAUGCGUAAUUUUCUGUUAUAUUAAAAAAAAAAAGUUAAUCAUAACAAUAUCGAACACCACAAGUGUACAUUUCCUCUCCACUAAAGCCGACUUGGAUCUAGCUUACAAACUUUUUUUUUUUUUUAAUUCUAUAGAAUUAUUUUAUCAGAUUGAAGACUAUGUCCCAUGGAGUAAAAUCAUUUUUCUCUCCUACUGUCUAGCAUCAUCAUGACAGCAUCCUCCACACUGCUAGCUUUGCUGCUUAUGCCACUUUGCUUGUGGAUCUAUAGUCGACCCUGGAUUAACACCCCAUUGGUGGAGUUACUGCCACUAGGUGCUGUGAGCCUGACUCUCUGUAGUACUCUUCUGCCCAUUUGUCUGGGAGUCUAUAUACGAUACCGCUACAAUAGGAUUGCAGAUAUCCUGCUCAAGGUAAGGCUGUAUAAACUAUUACUGUAAUGUAUUACUUAAUGGAACACUGGAGAACAUAUUGCUUAAUUGUAGAUCCCCUGUAAAUGCCAUUUUGGAUAUCCAUAAUAUCAUUAGGUUUUACAAUAAGCAUUGUUGUGGUGGCAUUAGCCAUGAAAUCCCUGUACUAUGUGUAACUGCUCAUUGUCUCACAAACUCACACUGUAUUGUUGUAAUGUUGAUGGUAUUGCUUACCUGUACGUUCUAGAGAGGUAUCAAUGGCAGCACCAUGGCUGAGACACGAACAAGAACAAGCAGAGAUAAGAGUAGGUUGCAGGUUACACACCACACAUCAAAUGCUUUUUAUAUUGGUGAUUUGAUAUCCUGUUGAAUGUCACCAGUGCAACUAUGUUAUAACUGUGAAUCUCCUCCAAUGAUGCUCCCGUGUUUGGAGUGGUGAUGCAAUUAGCUGGACAGACAGAUUCAGGCAUUGAAAGUUACAUGAUCACAGGGAAGACAUUUUGUGUCUGUUGAUUUAAAUCAAAUCCACCCUGGUAGCAGUCAGUAACACUUGAUUUAAGUCAUGAUUUAUAAACAUAAAGACUCAGUCUUGUUGGUUGUUAUAAUCUUUAAAAUUUGAACAAAAAAAUUCCCCAAAAAAACUGAAUCGUCGCAAAUCCCCUAUGUAUAUGGCACCAAGUGGUUAUGAAACGUGUCAGGAUAAUAUUAGAGGAGAAGCUAGCCUUAGACAUAAGUAAAGGAACAAAGAACCAAAACCACUGCCGCUCGCUAUUUGUGGACCACCAGCACAGUCUCCAAUGGAACCAGAAUCUCCUACUAACAGCUUCCGUUAGGUCCACUGAGCUAAGGACAGCCAUGCUCAGCUGACAAUCUUAACCAAUAAGCUAAGCUCUGAACUGCCAGGCUACUGUAUCCACUACCUGGCAAACCCCAGACAAGUUGUAAAACAGUUCACAAACCAUUUGAUUACAUCAGUCCUGAUACCAGAACCACUACAGUGCACCGUGGUGAUUAUGGUGCUUUGAGUGUCUUUUAAAGAAUCACUCCAAGCACCAUAACCACUUCAGUGAUUUAAAAUGCUGCACAUGUGGUGUUUAACUCCUCUGCUGCCAGGGGUGUAACUCCACCUCCGGCAGUGUCAUUGGGGUCAUCAGCUAGCCAAUACAAGAGUUAUAAGCUGGUUAAUGUCAAUUCUGUACAACUUUCGUUGCACUGACUUCCAUUCAUUGGCUGAGAGCUGUCAGCUGAUGUUCUCAGCCAACAAAUGGCUACGGCCGUGGCUUCUGCAGAAGCCAAAAACAUUGCUUGUCUAUAAUAAGAUAUAAAAUGAGGGAACCGUCUAGUUUGUAUUGAUCCUAAACAGAACGGCCACAUGAUUAUGGCCACCACCAUUAGAAAGGAUAGCCUGACAGCUGAACCAAAUGUCUAUUAAUCAUAGACAUUAUUACGGAUUAUUCUCAAAUUCUGCAGCAACUUAAUGGCCAAGAUAAAUCAAUAGCUCAGUUCACGUUGGACUUUCAUUUUAAUUGUUUGAUUUAUUGUGAUGCCCAGUAUUCUAGACUGUACCCCAAGGACUUACCCAAAGCAGUCCAGGUAACAGUGCUAGCUUGACCCUCAUAUCCGUUCCAAACACUAUCUGACAGCAAUGCUUGAUAUGUGCAUAGGCGUGCCCUAAAGCACAAGCAGUAUAUAUAUAUAUAUAUAUAUAUAUACACACACACACACACACACACACACACACACUGCUGAGUGCGUUUGUGUGCUGUGUGAGGGUGCUGUUAGUGUGAUGUGUGUGUGUGACAGUGCUGGUAGUGUGCUAUGUGGGUGAGGGUGUUUGUGUGUGCGUGCUUGUGAGGAUGCUGUUAAUGUACUGUGUGUGAGGGUGCUGUUUGUGUGUGUGUGCGCGCGCUUGUGAGGGUGCUGUUAAUGUACUGUAUGUGAGGGUGCUGUUUGUGUGUGAGGGUACUGGUAGUGUGCUGUGUGUGUGUUUGUUAGGGUCCUAUUUGUGUUUGUGAGGGUACCGUUAGUGUGCUGUGUGUGUGUGAGGGUGCUGUUUGUGUGCUGUGUGUGAGGGUGAUGUGUGUUUGUUGGUGCUGUGUAUGUCUGUGGGUGCUGUAUGUGUGUGGGUGCUGUGUAUGGGUGUGUGUGCUGUGUAUGGGUGUGUGUGCUGUGUAUGGGUGUGUGUGCUGUGUGGGUGUUGUAUGUCUGUGGGUGCUGUAUGUGUGCUGUAUGUGGGUGGGUGUGGGGGUACAUAACUUGCUAUCCCCCCUCCCUUCUUACCUUUUGUAGGGAGGGGGGAUCGUGCUGCUGCCAUCCCUGGUGGUCCAGUGGAGAGUGAACUCUAGCCCCUGUAGGGCUAGAGUUCAUUCUUGCGAGAUUUGAGCGUUGCCAUGGCAACGCUCAUAUCUCGCGAGAGGAACCCGGCGGAGCUGCCGGCAAUAGCUCCGCCGGUCCUCUCCUGCCUCCCUACCUGCAUGUGGGUCGGUGGGGAGGGAGGCUGAGAGCAGAGCCGGUGCUCGGAUAGCGCUGGCUCUGCAUGAGCCGACAGGGGAGAUCCUGAGAUCUCCCCUGACGGUCUCAAUAUACAUAGGCGUGCCGCGGGGAUUAGGGUGUGCCCAGGCAUACCCGGCACACCCCGUGCGCACGCCUAUGGUAUGUGCUCUAUAGGUCAGAGAUUCCUGAACAAUAAUCAGAGCUACAUCCAGCGCUCCAAUACAGUUUCAUCAUAUGAGAGUUUUAACAAUAUUGAAAUGCUAAUAUUUAUCCACACAAACAAAAUAUUCAUGCUGCACCUUUCAUCAAUAUUCAUUUUUAUAGGACAUAAUUUUUUAAAAAUAAUUUGUUUAUAAAUAUUUUGUUACACAUUGUAUAACUGGAUGGAUCAAUUUUUUUUUCCAAUGACUGUGGGGAAAAAAAUGACUGGAUAGAAUAAAAAAAAUAAAUAAAUCAUCAUUUGAAGUAAUACCAGAAGGAAUUCAGAAGUAAAUGGUGAGCCUCUGAGGUCAGAGUAUUGCUGCAUUACAUCAGGUGCUUCUUACUGGAUUUGUUUUUUGUUGGGGUGGGAAAUUACCACCUAGCUCCCCCCACAAAAGCACUUACCCUAAUUAAUUUGGAGAUCAAUAUUUCCCUGGAAUGAUUAAAUGCGGUUUCCUAAUUCAGUUAGUAAAAAUAAACCACAUCUAUAGAUGUCAAUAAGAGUGGGGGUGGAGGUAUGUUUUCUCAAAACAUUAAAAGGGGGGUAGGAUAUCAACGUUUGUGAAGAGGGCAAUCCAAAUUCCAGUGCUGCAAUGCACCAAUUUCAAAUUGUUAGCCAUGACUGUGAUAUAACUUUCAGCACUGCAGCAGUUUUGUACUACAUUACCCACGAUGCUCAGUCAUAUGGCUAGCUGGGAAUCAUCAAACGUUUAGGUGCAUGAGGUUAGCUACAACAUUACUGAAUAAAUAUUGUUAAAACAAAUGGCGCUUUUUAAAUGUACUUGCAACUUCAAAAUAUGCCAGAUUACAAUAUCGUAAUUAAAAUUAUGUGGAGGUUAAUUUAAAUACAUUUAUUUCCAACACUGUGUUUUUCAGUUGCCCAUUUAGAUUUAGGAGACUCCUGAUUCCUGUUUAAAAAAAAAAAACCAAAACAAAACAUGGUCUUCUCUCCAAAGCUCUGAUACACCCACUAAAGAAAAGAGGUUCUGCUGCACAUGAGGUUCUACUGCACAUGGGUGUCAAUCGCCACAAUGUUCCAACAGAAUACUUCUCAUACAGCAUUCUACUUUGAGAGUAUUCAAACCCUGGAAAGAAGAGCACCCUCUUAGAUGGUGUGAUUGACAGCCAGAAAGGUGCAAACAAGAAGCUUCAUAAAAGUGCGGAUUUUUUAAAAGAAAGAUAGAUGGAACAGUCUGUUACCACUUAAAGCACUUCUUGCUUUAGAGUGUUCCUUUAAACAAAUCCAAACUAGUUAGAGAAGCAGGGUUUGCAUGAAAUCCUUCUGGUUAAUUGGCAGGAUAUGUUCUGCACAAUAAUCAUUUUUUUGAGAUCAGACAGCACAAUAUUUUAAGGAUCGUCAUCUAAAUACAGAGGAGAGAAAGUUUAAUGGCUUUGUGAAGAGAAUUUAGAUCCUACGCUUGUGAUGAGAAUUUUGAAAGCUUUAUUUAUUUCUAAUUUAAUAGAAAAUUUGUCAGAACAAUUAUUUACAGCAAAGUGGAGUUCCAAAAUAAAUGAAUUCACUUAAAUGGUCUUGAAUAUGGCAGGACAUUUUUAAUAAUAGGUUGCCUUAAAGAGACCCUAUAGGCACCAAUGCCACUUCGUCUCAAGGAAGUGGUCUGGGUGCUCCCUGUUUUAAUAGCAGGAGCGUCAACAUUUGCUUUGCAAGGUUAAUCUGCCUCUAGUGGCUGGACCACCUUAUUGGCGCAGAGCAACAUUUUGCCGUGAAUGCGCACAAGCCUCUCAAUGGUUUUCUAUGGGAAAAUAUUGCAUGGCCUAAAAUAUUCUUAGUGGGUAUAGGGGGUGGGCCAUUAACACAAUUUGUGGCAUGGGGCUGCUCAAUGUGGCCAAACCUGCCUGAAAAGAAGACUUGGCAGCUCAGCCUAGCAUAAAUGCAUGACAAUAGUGGGAUACCAGGGAACAAAGCUGGUAUAGCAGGACAGGACCCCAAAAUCAGGAAUGUUGGAAGAUCUGACCUCCAUCAUCAUGGAUUCUCCUAUUCUAAUAAAUAGAUUCUCCUGGAGGCAGUUCAUGUCACCACUCAGGAAGAUUGGGGCAGCCAAUAAACUGGGAUUAACAGUGGGGUUCUUGCAUUAUUAUUUUAGCUCACUUCCAGCCGUUCAUGGGAUGUGGUAAUGACAAUGGAAUUCUCUGGUUUACCCUGGGACAUUCCAGGCACCAAUUCAACUGAUCAAGUUUUUUUUUUGUAGUUUUUGCACUAAACUUUUUUGCAGCCUGCUGCACUAUAAGCUGGCCUCCCUAGAAAUACCUCCUCAUGUCAGAAAGACUUAUAAAAUAUAUGUACACAGCUCAGCCCCAACAGCACUGAGUGAGCUGAUUUUAAUACACAACCUGACUGCAGACAGUCAGAGAAACUACAAACAGGUAGUGAUAUCCUUACUGUAGGUCUCUCUGGGUGUCCUCUCCUAAUUCAGGUUGCAUUGUAGCUCACAUAAACCAGUGUGGUCAGUAGCUGAGCGGUGUACAUACAUGUCAGUAAGAAGUCUUUUUCUGGAGUUAGGGGCCGUGGCUAUGAAGGUAAGCUUAUAAUGCAGCAUUGUACAAAACAUUUUUAUUUUUUAGCAAAACCUACAAAGAUUUGAGCAUGCAAAUGAAAACAAAACAAAAAAACUAAACAAACAUACAGCAUAUUAAUGAAGUCAAAAAUCAAAUGCAUUAAAGUUGUAUUGGUAAUUGGAGUACCCUGUAUAUUGCAUGGGGAGAAGACCAUGACUAUAGCACUCUCUGCUUUUAUUUAGCAACUAAGAUGCUUGCAAUUUGUUAACCUCUUAUCUUCCAAGUACAUCUGCCUUUGGCUUAUUAUAAAGCCUUAUGGACCCUCCAAUGUUAUUUUUAAUUAAAGCACCAAAACCCUCUAUGUACCGUGGUUAUGUGGUUAUGGUGUCAGGAUUCAGGAGUUGUACUCCAAUUCCUAAUCAAAUUGUUUUCAAGAGAGUGUCAGCUGAUGCGGUCAGAGAAUUAAUGGCAUCCAUAUGGAUGAAGUUGAUAGAGCUAUUGUGGGAAUGUAGUUGUAAUGCAAUUCUGAUGAAUGGGCGCAUGAAAAUUGUUUAACUGAAAACCAGGGGAUGGUGUCUGCAACCCAAUAGCAGCACCAUAUUAUUAAUUAAUUAUUUUAACUUGAAAAUAAAAAAGCAGGUAAAAAUAAAUUUAACCCAAUAUAAGAAACUUUGGACAUUCUAGAUUAAUUUUUUUAACAGAAUCAAAUUAAAUAGAAAUGAAGCUUGUGUAUUAUACAUAAUCACUAUUUCACUGUACAUGAAAAGUGCCUUUUACAAAAUCCCCAAAUUGCAAUUUUGGAUCAAAUUCAAACACCAUUUCCAACUUUUGAAAUUCAGAGGAGCAUUUGAAGAACAGUAAAUAAUCCCUGAACGCGUUCUUUGAUUGAUAGAUUUCAUAAACUGACGUGUGUAGGCUGGAAGAUUUAUACAUGUUUGUUACACACUAGCCAAGAUUAAUGGUCUACCCAGACAGCUUUCUACAACAUUCCAUCAUAAAUAUUCUCUCUACUCUUAUUCAACUCAAAACAGGAGCACCGCAGUCAUGCAUUCAUUUAACUCCUUCAGAACAGUCUACAACAAAUCCUUUGUUAUACUGACAGCAUGGACAUGGUUUGUUUAUAUUGAGUCUUGGUCGUAUGUUUUAGCAUAUUAAAAUUAUUUCUGACAAUAUGGCAUAGAUGUGUAAAUAAUGGAAUUAAUAAAAGUCAAUAGGUAAGACUAUACAUAGAAAAUCGUGAAAGCUUAAAUGUGAAUUCCCUGGUUAAAUCAUUUGAUAUUAUUACAUGUUAUAUAUCCUUCUGCUUUCAGUGUCAGCUAGUUUAUACAAACCGAGAUGUGAGAAGAUUAUAAACGCAAGACAUAGGAUGACUUAUCAACUACAUUUUCCUAGACACAUAACACCCAUACAUAUUGCUAGACAGCUAGUGGACAAAUGGCAACUUUUGGCUUGGGCUUGUCUUGCAUACAAAAAUCACAGAGUUCAGUGUGGAUUGUCCUAAACACACAGUGUAUGCAUUACAUGUACUUGACAGAUACAGGCUGCCAGAAUUGCAAGGUGUGACAUAGAAUAUAUCCAUGCAACCCCCACCAUCAUGAGCGGCAUAAUAUGACAGAUCUUUCGCAGAGAUCUAUGCAGAUACAGUGUCCAAACUCCUCCAGGGAUAUCAUACAUACUCAUUACAGUCUGACAACCUGGUCAACCCCAUGUGUUCCAGUUCACUGAGCAAUAUCCCAGUGGACAGUCUAGUCCUGCAGAAUAGUACAAUUGCAGGCUAUUAAUCCAUGCCUAAAGCCAACCAUUGCUAGCAAAGGCCUUGAUUAAAUCCUGCCUGCUACCACACAUCUGCUGCUCCGUGCCAAUAAACACCCCACAUGAACCUCCUUAUAUUUUAAUCUGCAGGAGAAUAGUGUGAAGCUCUAUCUUCCAUCCUUGUAUGCUAGUGGACCAGGUGGAAAUCAACAUGUUGAUGAAGUUCAUCAAGUUAAUGGAACAAAACACUAUCUAGGUCAACGACACCUCCUCCUAGAACAUUUAGUGAGCCAGAGAAAAGCAAUGAAUGAUGGGACUUCCCCCCCAAAAAAAUACGAUAGUUUAACACCCCUGCUGAGGGUGGACUAGGUGAGUUGUUAGAAAAGCUCAAUAAAAUUAGCACACAUGUUGAGAAUAUUUUGUUGAGAACAUAUUCAAAACAAGAAUAAAUCUAAAUCUAAUGCUGCUAGUAACAUCCUUCAGUAUCAUGCUAACCGCUUCGCUUUCUUCUUCUUCCAUUAGGUUUCCCUUUGGUCUCUGCUGGUAACUUUGGUCAUCCUCUUUAUCCUCACUGGAGCAAUGCUUGGUCCAGAGCUGCUAGCUACUAUCCCAGCCUCCGUCUACAUUGUAGCUCUCAUCAUGCCUCUUAUUGGCUAUGGGUUGGGAUACGGCCUAGCCACAUUAUUCAACCUUCCACCAAACUCCAGGAGAACGGUGUCUCUGGAAACAGGAUGUCAGAAUGUCCAGCUCUGCACUGCCCUCCUCAAACUAGCCUUCCCUGCCCAUCUCAUUGGCAGCAUGUACAUGUUCCCCCUCCUGUAUGCACUAUUCCAGGCAGCCGAAGCUGGGAUUUAUGUCUUAGUCUACAAACUAUACAGGAAAGAAGUCCUGCAUAAACCAGAACCUCUGGAUGAAGAGGAGGACACAGAUAUUUCCUACAAAAAGCUGAAAGAAGAGGACGUUAAUGACAUAUCUUACGGGGCUGUAACUACGUCAGACCCUAGUUCCUUACCAGUGGAGGCAGCUCAGGAAAUGCACUAAUUGUUGAGAAGGGGUUGACUAUCCGUGCUUGAACGGAUUGUAGGAGAUGCAGUUUAUCUACAGCUGGACAGACACCUUUCUCACUUGUAUAUGGUACAUGUAUAGACUACGGAGUAUUUUCAGACUGAUGGAAAAUUUUACGAAUAUGUCUGUUUGCUGGGAUGUGACAAGGAGUAAUUGUUGAAUGAUUCCUAAGCAUUAAUGUAUUUACUUUAUCCUGUAAGUACAUUAUUGUUGAAAAGUUAUAUAUGGAUAUAUUCACUAAACACUAUACUGUAGUGAAUGAAAAAUUGAAUUCCAAACUUUAGGAUAAAAUAAAUAGCCACGUUGUGACUAUAGUUGGAGAAUUUCUUAAAAUCAGCUAGUUUUCUAUAAAUGUUGUAACUAAUUACAAAUUGGGAGUUUAUUGAAUACAUCCCAUAGUAUACUGGGUUUUAUGCUCUUUGAAUGUUUUGCCACAUGUGAUAAAACAUUAAACGGCUUCUGUAAAUAAGCCCUAGACAUGAAUAUUCCUGUGUAAAUAUAUUGGAAAUAUUUAUUGGCAUGCAUGUUUCUUCUCAUAAGCAUGUCAGUGGAUCAUGUGUCAGGGAUGUUAAUAUAGCCAAGUUUUUAAAACGGACACUCUAAGCGCCAUAAUAGCUGCAUCACAAUUUAGUUGUUAGGGUGCCAGGAGUUCCCGGCAUUCUCUCACCAUAAGGGUUAAACUUUUUAAUAGUAAAAAUCCACAGGGUAACCAUGGAUUUUCUACUAUUGCUACUUAUUUUGGGGCAGCGAACUUCCACCACAGUGUACCAGGGUUGGAAUUGGGCCUCCAUUUCUCUCUCCCAGAGUGCCACACUGGUUUAAAAUUUGAGGUUACACUUUUUAGGUAUGGUUUAACCCCACAAAUUGCAAAGACCAUGCACAUUUGCUCUGCGGCAGCUUCCUCUGUUGAUUCCCCUUAAGGUAAGAAAGCGCAAGGAACAUCCUGACACCAUAACCACUUCACUGUAUUAUGGUACCUUGAGUGGCUCUUUAAUCCCUCAAGGACCAAACUUCUGGAAUAAAAGGGAAUCAUGACAUGUCACACGUCAUGUGUCCUUAAGGGUUAAAGAGUUACCAUUCCAUCAUUUACAACUGUGAUUUUCAAGAUGUGGUGGACUGAGCUGUUUUUUUUUUUUUGUCAGUCCUCAAAAUAUACAACCGUCUUUUUGGUGCCUGGAAAAAUAAAUCUCUCUCCUGACGGAUUGAGAGGCACAGAAAAUCUGUAGAAUAAAGUGACACUAAAACCAGAGUCAAGCUAACAUUUAUUGCAAUGGUGGGCCUCUGAACCAGUGACACAACUCCUCUGGUAUCCAAUAAAUUGUCAAAGUGACUGUAAAUGUGUUUGUGCCAAAUAAAUAAAAAGACAUCACAACAAAAUGCUCAAAGUUCAGAUGCUUGCCUGUAGAUGACCUCAAUAUAUACCACUGUUUGACGCAUAACCCAAAAUAUCUACUACAGGGGAAAAAAUGUAAAUACAAAGUAAAACAAAACAAAUGUUAGUAAAGCUUUUCUUACCUUGCCCUCUGGGCCAGUGAUAGUCCUCAGACUGCUGUGGAAAAAAAUUCUGCUUCUCCAGUCCACUUUGGAGCAACCACUAUUUCAGCAAAACAGAAUAAAUAAUUGAAAGCAUUCUGUACAAUUACUUGAUAGACAGAAGGUGCAAAGUGAACACAAUGCAAACAAGAGGGGUUUAUUCUCUAAACAGUAGACUGACAAGGGAGGUUCAAAAAACAAACACAAUUUGCAGGUAUUUCUCUAAUUAGGCUAUUUGGCACUCAUCUUGCUGCUUGUCUGGAGUAAACAGUGAAUUUAAGCAAACCCCAAUUACAAAUCAGAAGCCUUUUAGUUUAAUUUAGCUUUUAUACAUUUAUUUUUAAACUGUGACUUGCAAAUUUGUUGGUAUUGUCACAUAUAGCUGCCAACACAAUAAGAAAAGUGGGUAUUUAUGACACUUUGUAGCAGAAUUUAGAUGUAUAAGAAACAUUUGAAAAAGUGAUUAUUUUUUAGUAUUUCUGUCAAUUGAAACAUAAACAUUAAUAUUGAAUUGCAAAAUAUAGUCAACAAAAGCUAAAUUGUGAUUAUAGUUAUUUUUCUACUUCAGCCAUUUUGUCUACAUUUUGCCGUUUGUUUUACAAUUCAGUGUCUACCGAAUACACUCUUUAAAAAAUAAUUUAAAUGUUAUGCAUUUCCGCCGGGAAACCAUUCACUAACCCGUGAAUUCGUAGGAACUCAUUGGGUCAUUUCUAAUUUUAGGCCUAAAUAUUUAAGCCGGAAACAUAGCAUAUUUGGAAAUGUUUUCCUGACAUUCACAGUUUAUGGAAGACCUUCCCACACUGUAUUCAUAGUAAAUGAUUGUUUUUCAAGACUUAGGGCUAAAAUCUGAACGGCAAUAAUUUUUUGAAAAAAAUCUAGCGCGAAGACUUUUCCUGAAUAAAGGGUGAAGGUUAAAUGGAUGACAUUGGCAUGUAUGGGAGUCUGACAAAUCAGGGUUUGAGAUAGAUAUUGCAAGAAUCUGUUACACAACUAGGGAAUGCCUAGAAUUAAAAAUAAUUGGUAGGGAAUCAAAGGGUUAAAACUCUGGGGCGUGUACCUGUCCACUAAUUUAGAAAGCUCAUAUUUUGUCUAUUCAGUGUGUGGCCAUACAUCAGAAACCACAAAUGGAGUUAUUCACUAGAGAAGCAUUUAUUGAGGGCUGGAAAGGAAGCUUCAUAUUUUAGGGCAAAAAAAAGUGAAAAUAUAAAAUUCAAUUUGGUGAAUUUUUCCAGUGUGGGUAUUUGAAUCCAAAACAUGAAAGGUUCUAGUGAAAUUGCCAACAAUGUCUGCUUUUGUGUGUAAUCCCCAAGCCAGAAUACUUUGUGAGGAGGGCACGAUGAUGUAAUUUAUUAAAGGAAAGUUUGGUGUAUGUAAAACUCAAUAUUCAUUUUCAAUAUUUACCAGAGUAAACCGAUGGGAUUCACUUAAGUAUGACUUGUUGAGAAUUCAAAGUGAAUUUCACAAUUAAGGACAAAAUAGUCAAAAUGGAAACAUUCUCUAAGUGAGCUUUGCUUUCAGUGCAGCUACUCUGGUCUUAAAUCUGUAAUUCACUUUGAACUUACUUUAGUAAAUAAAACUCAGUUUUUUUCUCUCUUGCGUAUUUAAAUUAGAAACUUGAAGGGCAGGUAGAAUCCAUACACACCUUAGGGGUUAAUCAGACCACCCACUAUUUAAACACACACCUGGUUGCUACAAGUAGCCACACAUUAUGGCUAGCUUCACAGAAGAAGCAAUGGAUAACUACAUGUACUCAGCAUAUAACCCUUAUUCUUACAGAUAUCUUAAUCCUAAAAAUAAGGGAGUUAGCUGGAGGCAGAAAAAUUAUCAUCUGACUAAUUAUGGAGAUGCUGGGGAGUACUUUGAUAAUUACCAGAGGGCUCAGCUGAAGGCUAUCUUGUCUCAAGUCAAUCCUAACCUCACUCCAAGGUUGAGGAAAGCGAAUACAAGAGAUGUUGGCAUUCAGGUAAAUCCCAGGCAGGAUGCCUCUGUUCAAUGCUCAUUGGGCCCCAGGACCCUUCUGAGGAGGAAGCUUGGGGCCAUUAGGAAACCACCACAACCUCCCCAAACCCAAGGCAGCCCUGCUUCACCCACCAAGGCAGUGCGCUUCCCCAGGACUCUGGCUGUGUACUCCCCUGUGGCUACAGGGAGGCUGGCUGCUUUCCCAGAGGAAGACCUGGAAAAGGCAGAGGAGGACCAGGAGAAGGCAGAAGAGGAACUCCAGAGAGAGGAAGAACCCAAACCACAAAGGCCGAGAGCAGAGGAGAGCCAGGUGCAAGAGCAGGUCCAGGAGGAGCCUAAAGAGAGCCCUGAGGUCCAGCAAGAAGCCUCUCCUGGGCAGACUAGAGUGAAGUUCCAGGUGAGUGGGGGAAGUUUUAUUGUGUCCCCAUUAAAUAGUAUUAGGUAAUGUUAAACAAACUGCUGGGCAUUGUUACUAACCAUCUUCCAUGCCCACUGGACAGGCUGCUACAUAGCAAUAGAGGGCGCCUUCACAUAAGGUAUACUGUGCGUUCAUUGUCCUCCCCAGGUACUGUGUGGGUCCACGGGUGCUACACCGAGAUCCACCUCCUUCAAUUUAGGCUGUUCAUGGCUAUCGUUGGCUUAUAUUCUCGCGUUAGGUGUUACCUCACUGUUUAGAACACGAUCCCCAAAAUAUCAAAGGGUGUGUCCCUCCUCUAAAUCUGGUCAACACUGUGUCUGCUUAUACUCCAUAAAUCGUAACAUUAGGGUUCAGCAUGUCAUGGAGAACGCCCACUCGAAUAUUCCAUAAACUCUAGUUCUUAGAGCACGAGAAGCCUGUGUGUGUGUAUUAUUUUUUUGUUUGUUUGUGUGUGUCUCUUGCAUUCCCUACACAGAAAGCAGGUUUGUUCACUUGAUUGGAAACUGUAGACUUUGUUUUUCUUGCUAAUAGGGUUGCACACAAUGCAAUUGUAGUGAACUAAAACAUGUACAAUACAAAUGUGUGCUCCCAAUUCUAUAGUGUCAGUCUUUUGGGUAAGCAGGCCCCAGUGCAAAAAGGAGUGCAAGGAAACUCCAUCUCUGGCUGAUAUUGAACUGAGUCAAACCAAUGUUUUCCCAUUGGAAAGCUAUUGCGCAUGUGCUGUAAAAAAAAAAAAACCACUUUGCCAAUCUGGGACAAUCAGACUGAAAUACAGUAGUGUAGUUUUUACACCGCUAUUUUGGCGAAGUGGCUCUCAGGAAGAUGACCACUAAAGGCAAGUUAACUAGCAAGUAUAAACAUUGCUGUUUUCUGGCUUUUUUUUUUUAAAUCUUGACUUGUACUUUUUAGUUCCUGGAACAGAAAUAUGGUUAUUACCACUGUAAAGACUGCAACAUUCGAUGGGAAAGUGCUUAUGUAUGGUGUGUGCAGGGUACUAACAAGGUAAGCACAGACUACAUUCUGCUUUCUGUAAAACUGAUGCAUAUAAUACAUUUAUUUUUUUUAUUCUCCCAUGUUUGGUGCAGGUGUACUUCAAACAGUUUUGUAGGACCUGUCAGAAGUCCUUUAAUCCUUACAGAGUGGAGGACAUAAUGUGUCAAGUAAGUGUCUUCAUCUAAAUAGGGAAACCUCUUCAUGAUAUUGCAUUGCCCUUUAAACGUCUACUGAAAAUGACAUGCUUGCAAAGGGUAGCUCAGGGUAUCCUCCUCCCUUCAAUGUUAGGUGGGAUAGUCAAACGUUUCUAAAACCCAUGAACCUGGUAAAAAUGACUUGUUUCAGUAUUGGAAUACAUUUGCACAAAAUAUAUUUUCCCUGUUUACGACUUGCAGAAUGCAAAAACUUGAAUCUGUCUUUUUAUGACCUAUUUUGGAUGACAGACUAGUUAUGGAAUACAAUAACAGACUGAUAUAAUCCUAAUGGACCAUGUAUCAGACAUAGAUCAAUUUUUUUUAUAUUCGGCCAAGCCAUGUACCUUCCUUCUGAAUAUUAAAACAACUGGUAUGAGAUCUGACAAUGGAGCUGUUGUAACUUUGUAUUUUCUAUUCACACUUUCUAGAGUUGUAAGCAAACCAGAUGUGUCUGUCCAGUGAAACUUCGCCACGUAGACCCAAAAAGGCCACAUCGCCAGGAUUUGUGUGGCAGAUGCAAGGGCAAAAGGUUGUCUUGUGAUAGCACCUUCAGCUUCAAAUAUAUUAUCUAA